Molecule: messenger RNA, 7955 nt
Organism: Closterium sp. NIES-67
Lineage: Eukaryota; Viridiplantae; Streptophyta; Zygnematophyceae; Desmidiales; Closteriaceae
Source: the annotation of a GenBank genome assembly
ACACCAGGGGAGAGGUUGAGGCGACUGAUGCACAAGGUUUCCUAGUCAUCGCGAGAUAGCACCGUAGUUUCUUGCACACCCGCACCUUGCGGACGAUUCCAAUAAUAUCAAUAGUUCGACGCGAUUGUGCCUUUUUUUUACUCGCGUCGCAAACCUAGCGGAUCGCGCUUCCUUCGUUCUGAUAUUCAUCUUGACCCCAGGCACCCUUCAGUAGCCGUCACGCCAGGCCGUUUUGACGGGACCGAAAAGCAUCGUCCUAGGGAAUGCUGGGGGGAGAGCGGCGUUGGUUGCCGUAAAUGGCCGUCGUCAGCUAUCCAGAGCGAUUAGCGUGUGGCGUUGGCGUUCUCCGGCAUUUCAGAGACGAUCGACCCCCUCGGAGUCGUAAGCGUUUUAUCCUCCAACUGGCAUCGCGGCAGCGGAACUAAGGACCUGGAACCGGGAGUUAAUCUCCUCCCCCCAGAAGCUGCAUGAAUGGACGGGAAUGGGGAGUGGGGCCCCGACGGCGGCUCCGCGCUCAACGGCGCAACUGGCGGCGGGAUUGUCGGCCAUGGCGGCCAAGGCGGCCAUGGAGAAUACGCCGAAGAAGGUGAUUACGGGGAGGAGGACGGCGCGUAUGAGGACUAUUUGCCAGAGGACGGGGGACCUGGACCGCCGCCCGCGGGUGGCGGAGCGGAGUACGGGGAGUACGCGGAAUAUGGGGAAGAGGGCGCGGAGAUGGGCGGAGAGUACGCGGAAGAAGGCGGGUAUGCGGGGGAAGGGGGGUACGCGGAGCAGGGAGGGUUCGAGGAAGGAGGGUUAUGAGGGACAGGAGGGUUAUGAGGGGCAGGAGGGUUUCGAGGGCGAGGGGUACAUGGAGCAUGAGGUAGGUCAGCAGCAGUACGAUGAAUAUGGUAACCCUAUUGACGAGGGCGAGAUGUACGACGAAGAGGAGGAGCAGCAGCUCCAGCAGCAGCAGCAGCAGCAGUACGACGAGGAAGGGUACCCAUACGAUGAGGGCACGAUGGACGAGGGCAUGCACGAAGGCAUGGCACAAGACAUGGGGGAUGGCAUGUACGGACACGUGGAUGUUGACGGGGAGGAGGGGGAGGAGGAUGAAGGCGGUGGGGAGGGAGGGGGGGCAGGAGAGGGCAUGUAUCAGGGGCAGUACCAUGGGCAGGGGGGGCAUGGGCCUGGUGGUGCCGCUAUAGCCAUGUCUCCCCAUGGCUCGCAGGGGGGCUACAGAGAGGGGGCUAGUCCGGGGAGAGGGGGGGGCGCAGGAGGGAUGGUGCCUCUGCAGCAGCAGCAGCAGCAGCAGCAGUAUGAGGGGGAUUAUGACGAUCAGCAGCAGUACGAGGAAGGGCAGCAGGAGGGGUACGAGGGCGAGGAGGGAUAUGAAGGGGAGGAGGGGUAUGUCGGGGAAGAGGGUGGGUAUGAGCAAGAGGGGCAGGAGGGGGUGGGCUACGGGCAGGGCCAGUACGAGCAGGGGGGGUAUGAGCAAGGGCAAUACGAGGGAGAGUACGACGAUCAGCAGCAGUACGAGGAGCAGGGGCAGUAUGCGGAGCAGGGGCAGUACCAAGAAGGGCAGGGGCGAUAUCUAGAAGGGGAGUAUCCAGAAGGGGAAUAUCAAGAAGAGGGGCAGUACGAGCAAGAGGGGCAGUACGAGCAAGAGGGGCAGUACGAGCAUGGGCAAGGGGACGUGGGGUACGAGGGGGAGGAGGAAGGGAUGGCGUACGAAGGCGAGAUGUGCACAUGUGACGAGUACGGGGGUGCUCCCCACCCGCCGCAUGACUUCCACGACGACGACGGUAACAUCAUAGGUGGAUACGAGGGCCACGGCCAGGCGGGGAUGGAGAACGGGCAGGGGUUUCAACACGAUGGAAGGUACCCGGAAGGACAUGGGGGGAUGCCUGGGAGGGGGUAUCAUGAGGGGGGGAUGGAGGACGGGGAGUAUGGGGAGGAGGGGUAUAUGGUGGAGGAGGGGGGGUAUGAGGGUCAGAAGGGGGGUUAUGUGAACCAGUAUGGGGAGCAGGGGGAGUGGGUGGAGGGGGAGGAGGGAUAUAUGGACGAGGAGGGAGAGGAGGGUAUGGGUGGCAUGAGUCACUUGAAUCAGGGGCAGGGGCAAGGGCAAGGGCAGGGGCACUACCCCCCUGGGGCGGUAGGAGUGGGCGCUGGUGCUGGUGCUGGUCCGGCGAUGUAUGUCGAUGCUGAGGGGGACCGGGAUGGUGAUGUUGAUGAUGAUGAUGAUGACACCGAUGGGAGGAUAGAGCAUGAGCUAGGGGACGAGGAGGAGGACGAGUUUGGAGCCUACGACCUUGCACUGAGGAAGUCCCUAUCGGGGAUACCAGAGGGGGAUGAGGAGGCAGAGGCAGAGACGCCUGCGCCCCGGAUAAGGGGAAAGUUUGUGCCGCCGUCUUUGUUAGAUCAAUCCGGUACGAUUGAGGAGGGGAGUGAUGAGGAGGGGGCAGGGAAUUGGGACGAGAGGGAUCAAGAUGGGGAGGAGGAGGAGGGGGAUGAGGGAGAGGCGCGUGGGAGAAGGGCGAAUGGCAGGGAGGAUAGAGGGGAAGGGGAAAUGGAAGGGGAAGGGGACGGGGAAGGUGAGGGGUCAGUAGUCUCGUUUGAGAGCGGUGAAGAGGGGCUGGAGGAGGAUGAGCACGCGAGAGAGGUGGUGGAGAGCAGGAGAGUGGAGUCCGGGCGGGCUCUUAAUAAGAGCAGCACUGCUGGGUCUGGGUCCGGAUCUACACGAGAGAACGAUACAGGAUCCGUGAUAGAGAGAGAUACCGCUGCCAAGAGCUGGGGCACGUUUGGGCACCCUGCCUUGGGCAGGGGGAGCAGGAAUAAGGGCCGGAGAGUGAAUGGUGAGGUGCUGCUGGAAGGAGAGGAGGACGAGGAGGAGGAGGAGGAGGAGGAGGAGGAAGAGGAGGGAGGGUAUAGGGGAAUGAAUGGGGAUGUGUUGUAUGAGGAUGAUGAGGAGGGGUAUGGGGAGGAGGAGGAGGAGGAAAGGAUGGAGGGGGAGGGAGAGAGGUACAUGGAGUAUGAAGGGGAGGAGGGGGGGUACGGAGAGGAGCAGGGAGGGUCGGGUGGUGAGGAAGAGGGGGAGGGAGAAGGGGAAGGGGAAGGGGGAGGAGAAGGAGGGGGAGGCGGGGGGUUUGCGUUGCUAUCUAUGGGAAAGGAUCUGCCUCUAGCGGCUGAAGGCCAGCCUGUGGAUUACUCAGUGGGGGAUUUGGAAAAGGCCUUUCGUGCCAUGCAGGGGGGGGGAGGAGGAGGGGGAGGGGAAGGGAAGGAAGGAGCGGCAGGAGGAUCCCUUGCCGCUGCAUUCUCUGCUGCAGCAGCAGCAGCAGGGAGAGGGGACAAGGGCGGCGGUGAUGGUGGUGGUGGUAAGUUGACGCAGAGAGAGAGUAGCGGAGGAGGGGGGGGGUUCGCUUUGCUGGAGUUACAGGACGGUAUGGAUGGGUUACUAGGGCAGCCCGGGCAGCGGAUAGACGACUCCGUUGGGGAUUUGGAGAAGGCUUUCAGGCAAAUGCUGGGCGGCAAACUGGGGCACGGGCAGGGGCAGGGGCAGGAGGGGAAGGCGGGGGGCAGAGGCGAAGAAGAGGAGGCGGGAGAAGACGGGGAGGGAGGGGAGGAGGGCGCAGGAAUGAGCUUAAUGGACCGAAUGAACCAACUACAGCAGAUGCAGCAGCAGCAGGACGGGGGGGCACUGGGCUCACCCAUGGGCGGAUUGGGAAGUCCGAUUCUAGGGUUUGGAGGCAUGGGCAGUCCUAUUGGUGGCAGCCCUAGCAGCCCGAUGCUUGGGAAUGGUUUAGGCAGCCCGGCUUUUGGGGGGCUGGGGAGCCCUCUUUCUGCUUUAAACAGCCCCAUGGGGUUUCCUUUGCAAGGGAAGUUCCAGGCACAGGGAGAUGGGAAGGGAGAGGUGCGGCAGGGAGAGGAGGGGGGGGGAGAGGAUGGAGAGGAGGGAGAGGAGGGAGAUGGGGAAGGGGAGGAGGAGGAUGAGGAGGAAUUGCCCCCGACCCCGGUUCCCCCCAAUGCGCUGCAGCUGAUGCGCGAGAUGAAGAAGUUUACGGAGAUGGCUGACGACGACAGUGAUGAUGAUAGCUUUGCUAUGGAGGCGAGGGAACAGGCGGAGCAGGAGGCAGCAGCAGCGGAAGGGGCGGGGGGAGGGGAGGAGGAGGAGGAGGAGGGGGGGGAAGAAAGCGGAGGGGAGAGAGGAGGGGAGAGAGGAGGGGAGGGUGGAGCGGGGGAGCAGGAGAAUGGUGAGGAGAGGGAGGGGUAUGGUGAGGAGGAGGAAGGGAUGGAGCAGUAUGAGGAGCAAUAUGGGGAACAAGGGGGGGGGGAAGGGGAAGAAGAGCCAAGUCAAAAGCAGCAGUAUGUGGACAAUCAGCAGGAAGGCUUCUACUCUGACGAGGCAGGUGGGCAGGUUUAUAACGAGGAUGGGUAUGAAGAGCAGGAGGGGGCGCAGGAGUAUGGUGAAGGGGAAGAGGAGGAGUAUGAGGAGGCGCAAGGGGGGGGGGAUGAAGGGCAAGGGGGGGAGUAUAUGGGAGGAGAGGAAGGGUAUGUCAACAGGGCAGGGGAGUAUGUUCAAGGGCUAGAGGGUGAGUAUAUGGAUGAGGUGCAGCUGGGUUAUGAGGAAGGCCACGGGCAGUAUAUAAACGAGAAUGGGCAGCUUGUGAAUGAAGAUGGGCAACUGAUAGACGCAGAUGGCCACUUGGUGGACAACAACGGGCAGCAGAUAAAUGACAACGGGCAGUAUGUGGAUGAAAACGGGCGGCUGGUGGACGAAAACGGGCAGUAUGUGGAUGAAAACGGGCGGUUGGUGGACGAAAACGGGCAGUACGUAGACGAAAACGGGCAGUAUGUGGAUGAAAACGGGCGGCUGGUGGACGAAAACGGGCAGUACAUAGACGAAAACGGGCAGUAUGUGGAUGAAAACGGGCGGCUGGUGGACGGAAACGGGCAGUACAUAGACGAAAACGGGCAGUAUGUUGAUGAAAACGGGCGGCUGGUGGACGGAAACGGGCAGUACAUAGACGAAAACGGGCAGUAUGUUGAUGAAAAUGGGCGGUAUGUUGAUGAAAACGGGCGGCUGGUGGACGAAAGCGGGCGGCUGGUGGACGAAAACGGGCAGUACAUAGACGAGAACGGGCACUAUGUGGACGAAAACGGGCAGUAUCUGCAAGAAAAUGGAGGAGAGUUAGGGUUUGACACUGGGGGUGGGUUUGACGCUGGGGGUGGGUUUCUGGGGCAGGAUUUGGGAGGCAUGAGACGAGGCACGCCGCUGGACGUGGUGUAUGAGGAGGACGGGGAGGAGCAGAUGGAGGGGCAUGACGAGGAGGAGGCAGGGGAAGAGGCGCAACCAGAACAGGGGUUUAGUGACGGGCAGGGUUACAGUGACGGGCAGGGCUACAGUGACGGGCAGGGAUUUAAUGACGGGCAAAAGGAGCAGUAUGAAGACGGUCAGGGCAGCUUUAUUGAAAAACCCGAUGUGUAUGACGAUGGGUAUGACCAAGGGCAGCAGCGGGGAAGUUUCGUGGAAAGAGGGGGUGGCGGCGGCUUUGGGGAGGAAGGCCGGUACCCGGAUGGCGAGGGGAGUUUCAUCGAACGGCCGGAUGUGGAGCAGCAGGAAUCGUACCGUGGAGAUGCGUUGGGCAGCUUCAUUGAACGGCCAGAUCCUUACGCUGAUGGCCAAGGGAGCUUCAUCGAACGGCCGGAUUACGAGGAGGGAGAUGAGGAGGAGGGAUAUGGUGGAGGGCAGGGGGGAGGGUAUGUGGAUGAGGAUGGAAAUUAUGUGGAGCAAGGGCAGGAGGGGUAUGUGGAUGAGAAUGGAAAUCCUGUGGAGGCGGUUCAAGGGUAUGUGGAUGAAAAUGGAAAUCUCGUGCAAGGAGGGGAAGGGUAUGUGGAUGAGAAUGGAAAUUUCGUGGAAGGAGGGGAAGGAUAUGUGGAUGAGAAUGGAAAUUUCGUGGAAGGAGGGGAAGGAUAUGUGGAUGAGAAUGGAAAUUUCGUGGAAGGAGGGGAAGGAUAUGUGGAUGAGAAUGGAAAUUUCGUGCAAGGAGGGCAGGGGUACGUUGACGAAAAUGGGAAUUUCAUUCCCAUGCAGGAAGCGGAGUAUGCUGACGGGGAGGAGGGGGGGUAUGUGGAUGAAAACGGCAACUACGUGGGGCAUGGGCAGCAGGGGGGAGGGUAUGUGGAUGAGGAUGGGAAUUAUGUGGAGCAAGGGCAGGAGGGGUAUGUGGACGAGAAUGGAAAUCCUGUGGAGGCGGUUCAAGGGUAUGUGGAUGAGAAUGGAAAUUUCGUGCAAGGAGGGGAAGGGUAUGUGGAUGAGAAUGGUAAUCCUGUGGAGGGGGGUCAAGGGUAUGUGGAUGAAAAUGGAAAUCUCGUGGAAGGGGGGGGCCAAGGAGGCUAUGUGGACGAGAACGGAAACAUCGUGGAAGGAGGGCCAGAAGUGUACGUGGACGAGAAUGGGAGCUACGUGGCAGAGCAGGGGGGGCAGGGCGGCCAGGGGGGAUUCAUGGACGAGCACGGUAACUUCGUGGAUGGGGGGCAAGAGCAGGGUUAUAUGGACGAGAAUGGGAACUACAUCGGACAGCAGGGGGAAGAGGUGGAGGGGGAGGGAGACGGCCCAGUGAGCCCCAUGGGUCUUAUGGCUGGGCAGGGCAUGAUGGGGGGGGGGCAUGCACCCAUGAGCCCGGGGUUCGGCCCCAUGAGUCCCAUGGCUCCUUUAUCGCCCUCGUCCCCCAUGGCCCCUACCAGUCCCAUGGGUGCUGCAUCGGGGGACCAGUAUCUGACCCAGGGAUUUGGGCAGGGGUAUGGGCAGGGGCAGGGGCAGGGGCAGCAGUAUUACGACGAUGGGCAGGGGGAGGCUGGGCCUAUGAGCCCCAUGUCCCCGUAUGGCAUGGAUGGGCACCAGCAGCAGCAGCAGCAGUAUGGCAUGGGAGCUCUAGGCAGCCCUAUUGCAGGAGGCGGAGGGGGAGGGGCGUUUCCCCCAAGCCCUAGCAGUCCCCACAUGCCUAUGCACCCGCCUUCCCCCCGGCAGCUGUUCACACAGCAGCAGACCCAGCAGCAGCAGCAGGGGCAGAAUCGUCGCAUGAUCCGGCACGACUCGUCUCGCUCCUUUGACGACCGGUCCUCAAACAGAAUGCAAUUCACCGAUGACGAUGGCCGGCCAUUCUCUGGUGCUGCUGGCGCCGCUGCUGCUGCUGGUGCUGCUGGUGCUGGUACUCCCCCCGGUCUCUCCCCCACUGCCUACUCCCCUAUAGGGUUCUCCAACCGAGCACCCCCCCCUUGGGGGUCUGGGGCAGGAGGGGGAGGCGGAGGGAGAGGGGGAGCGCACAGGCACGGGAGCAAGUCAUACGGGGGGGAGAUGGAUAGAUAUACAGGGAGGGAGCGGUGGGCUAUGGGGCAGGGGAUUGAGCUAGAGAGGCCCAAGAGCCGGCAGGGGGGGUAUGAUGAGAAUGGGCGACCGUUGAGCAGACGGGGGUCGAGAGAGGAUGAACGGCCACUGAGCCGGCACGGGGAGAGGCCCAGUAGCAGCAGGUCGUUCCGGGGGGGAUAUGAGGGGAUGUUGUCCCCGCAGCUCCAGCCACAGCAGCAGCAGCAGCAGCAGGGGAUGGGUAGCGCCAGCAGCAGCAUGCUUAGCGGAUCGUUCCAAGAGCGAGGGUCGUUUCGAGAGAGGGGGUCGUUUCAAGAGAAGGGCUCGAUGCAGGAGAGAGGGUCAUUCCGAGAACGAGGGGGGGGACAGGGGUCGUUUCAGGAACGAGGCUCGUUCAAGGAACGGGGAUCCUUCCAUGAAAGGGGCUCGUUCCGAGAGAGGCCGGGGCAGGGGGGGAUGGGCAUGGGGAUGGGGGGGGUGCGCUGAGCCCGAGAGGGGGAGGAAUGGGGCAAGGAGAGGAGGAGGACCCUUAUGCCGAGGAGGCUUAUAUCUCAGAGAAAAUGCCCACGCUUCGAGCUGAAGGGCUACCGGCUGCCGCUCGUGGGAGUGGUAG